This is a messenger RNA of Salarias fasciatus (jewelled blenny), 4132 nucleotides long. RefSeq names its product protein-L-isoaspartate (D-aspartate) O-methyltransferase domain containing 1 (gene pcmtd1). The record is from RefSeq and is a predicted model, not a curated record. Bases 330 to 1415 code for a protein of 361 amino acids. Gene Ontology annotation, molecular function: protein-L-isoaspartate (D-aspartate) O-methyltransferase activity. The transcript has 6 exons. Gene Ontology annotation, biological process: protein modification process. Gene Ontology annotation, cellular component: cytoplasm. NCBI's taxonomy places the organism in Eukaryota, Metazoa, Chordata, Actinopteri, Blenniiformes, Blenniidae.
UCCUCCUUCACUCCGACCUCGUCUCAGCUCCCCGUCUGCUGCGCUCUAACUAGCUGGUUACCGAGCUUAACUAGUCCUUUACGCUGCUCGUGCACGGUCUAACAAAGUCGAAGAGCGCGCGCGUGCGUUAAACUAACGAGGACGGGAAAAAAAAGGAAGCGGUGCAGCUCGGCUGCAGCGACAUGAGCUCCUCCUGACCGACUCCUGCAGGCCACACCUCCACCCCCUAAGAGGAGCCCCUCCUGCAGGCCACACCUCCACCCCCCAGGAGGAGCUCCUCCUCCUGACCUCCUCCUCCCAUCCCACACGACUCUCCAGCGUUUGCCAUCAUGGGUGGAGCUGUGAGCGCCGGCGAGGACAACGACGACCUGAUCGACAACCUGAAGGAGGCGCAGUACAUCCGCACGGAGAAGGUGGAGCAGGCCUUCCGGGCCAUCGACCGCGGGGACUACUACCUGGACGGAUACCGGGACAGCGCCUACAAAGACCUGGCCUGGAAACACGGGAACAUCCACCUGUCGGCACCAUGCAUCUACUCGGAGGUGAUGGAGGCGCUCAAGCUGCAGCCGGGUCUCUCCUUCCUCAACCUGGGCAGCGGCACCGGCUACUUGAGCACCAUGGUGGGACUCAUCAUUGGUCCGUUCGGUGUGAACCACGGCGUGGAGCUGCACACGGACGUGGUGGAGUACGCCCGCGAGAAGCUGGACGAGUUCAUCAAGAACAGUGACAGCUUCGAUAAGUUCGAGUUCUGCGAGCCUGUCUUCGUGGUGGGAAACUGUCUGGAGAUUUCCACCGACAGUCAUCAGUACGAUAGGAUUUACUGCGGCGCCGGCGUGCAGAAGGAGCAGGAGAACUACAUGAAGGUCCUGCUGAAGGUCGGAGGGAUCCUGGUGAUGCCCAUCGAAGACCAGCUGACUCAGAUCAUCAGAACCGGUCAGAGUACCUGGGAGAGCAAGAACAUCUUGGCGGUUUCCUUUGCUUCUCUGGCACAACAGAACCGAGCCGACGGCGAGAAGCCUGACACUGUUCAUCUACCCCCGGUGACGGUGCGCAGCCUUCAGGAUCUGUCCCGGAUCUACAUCCGCCGCACGCUGCGCAGCCUGGCGGGCGAGGAGGGGGGGCGGGGCUCGCUGCAGCGCGUCCCCCAGAAGCGCAAACGGAGACGCUGCCGGCGGCGCCGCAUCAACACCUACGUGUUCGUGGGAAACCAGCUCAUCCCACAGAUGGUGGAGAGCGAGGAGGAGGAGCACACGGAAGAGGAGCAGAAGGAGGUGGAGGAGGUGGAGGAGGAGGAGGACAGGGACAUCGGAGACAUUGAAAUCCUCAAGCAGGUGAACGUUCUGAGGGAGCAGAUCAUGAGUCUGCCGCUGCCCGAAGCGCUCAAGGCCUACCUGCUGUACUACCGAGAGAAGUGACGGAGCCACGCCUCCUCCCCCCUCCUCCACCCUCCUCCUGACACGGCGCUCCGUCCGUCACACCCUCCACCCUCCUGACACGGCGCUCCGUCCGUCACACCCUCCACCCUCCACCCUCCUCCUGUCAUGGCGCUCUAGACGCUGCAGACGAGAGCCCCGGGCUGCAGAGAGCUCACAUGUCUGAGCUGACCCUGAAUGCAGCAUCCUCCUGGUUCACCCGGUCUUGAAUGGUUGGAUUGAACAGAAAAAGUAGGACACAUCGUGAAAAUUCAUCUUUUUCAUAAUUCAAAGAAAAGUGAGACUUCACUUAUUUUUCCAAAUGUUAUUUGACACCUGAACUGUUUUGAGGGAAGAAAAUCAAAGUGACUGUGUCUUUAAAUAUCAGAUGUUUUCUUCAACUGGUGAACAGAAACAUGAUGAAACGUGUCUCAGUAGAGUAGAAAUAUCCCUGGUAUCUCUUUAGCAGGUCAUGUUUUCAGACGGGCCUGUCAUUUACCUGAAGCCCCCUGCUUUCUGAAGCUUUUAGCAGUGGGAAGCUAAUGCUAGGCUAACGGCACGGUCACAUGGCCUGACAGUCUGAACCAAUCAGCUUCCGGCUUCACUUCCUGCUGUCAGCUGUGUGCAGGUACAGCGUGAGCAGCCUCCUCACAACCAGCCGGUGGAGGGCGCCGCCUGUCUGUCAGUCAGAGAACAACCUGUUAGAUCAAAGUGCCUAAAAAACAAACUGGAACCAGAUCACUGAGGGCGACAGCGAGGUCUGGAACCUUGUGUAGUCCACAUCACAGUGGGGGGGGGGGGGUCCGGUCUGGAUGAGUCGAUGUGGAUGCUGGUUGAUGGAAUCACCAUCACUCAUUGGCCCAGUCAAAAUGAUGUCGCUGGUUGAUCUGGAAGCUGAUUGGCUGAUGCUGAGGCGCAGCAGUGUGCUGCUGCGUUCAGGGUCCUGGAUGGAGUGGUGGUGUGGUGCUGCAUUCAGGGUCCUGGACUCUGUCCUGUAGCUUUCUGUACAAAGACCUUUUAUCGCACCUUUUUUUCCAGAAGCUUUAAGCGACGCUGAGGAGGAACCGAUGGGCGGAGCACGGACUCCUGCUCCUCCUCCUCCUGGACAGCAGAGCGUCUCCUUCUGUAUGGGUGCGCCUGCUCCACACUCCGUGUUUUCCUUGAUGGAGGGUGGAGGUGGUGUUCCAGCUGAUGGAGCUGUAAGUGCUCCUCCUCUUCAGACAGACAGUGAAGAAUCAGAGCAGCGUCCUUCAGAAUGAAAGUCUGCACUUCCUGUUUUCAGAAGUGGGUGACUCCAACCAACAGUUGUGACUUCUGUUUGAUCUUUGGAUUAAAAUGUCCGCUGAAGCACCUUAACGAUGAAGAGCAGCGCUUCGCCACCUGUCGGGGUUCACCAUGUUCUUCACGGAACCUUAAAGACUGUUGUCGACAGAAACUCCCGACCUGUUCUUCCCCCUAUCCCCCACCCUGUCCCCCACUUUGUCCCCACUCUGACCCCCACCCUGUCCCCCACCCUGUCCUCCACCCGGCUCUGACCUUCACUGACAGGGUUCCUGAUGUGGACAGGCGGAAGACCGAGAGGCCGGCUGUGAGCAGCGGGUGACAGGAUUAGGUGGAGGAGCACCAUCCGCCGUCGGCUCUCGCUGGGUUUUUUUGGAGAACAUCACAUCCUGGACUUUUGAGGCGCUCAGCUGUUAGGCUCCGCCCACUCGGACGGCGGUCAACCAGCUGAAGAACUAAACAUUCCAGAAGAAAGAAUCUUAACGAGACCAGACAAGACACCAGUUUCUCUGAGUUGGCUCCGCCCCCCUUUGAAUGGAACGUUUUCAUUGGUCUUCACAUUCAGAGCUGAAUGUUGUUCUUUUUCUGUUAUGGCAGGUGGUUUAGUUGCCGUGGUGACCGCUGACUGUACUGUGUCUGACUCCACUGCUGUCUGCUUCUGUAGUGCUUCAGCUCUUCACUUUAUUCUGCUGUAAUGAAACAUUUUACUUUGAAAUGAGGAGAACUGUGUUUAGUGGGUUUUUGUGUGUAAACAUUUUUUUUUCUGGAAGUUUUUAGUUUGUUGUUUGUUUUUUUUUUAACAUUUAUUGCGGAACUUUGCAACAAAGCAAUAAUGAAAUGAUUCUCCAGUGUGUCGUGACACCCACACGUCCCUUUAAUUGGACCCAUUGAAGCAUCAUGGUGCCGUGAGGGUGAGGCGGUGAGGGAGGUGCUGUGAGGGUGAGGCGCUGAAGGAGGUGCCGUGAGGGUGAGGUGGUGAAGGCAGCGCUGUCAGGGUGAGGCGGUGAGGGAGGUGCUGUGAGGGUGAGGUGGUGAGGGCAGCGCUGUCAGGGUGAGGCGGUGAGGGAGGUGCUCUAAGGGCGGCGCCAUCAGGGCGUGCGGCUUCGCCGGUUCCUCGUCCCGUGUGCGAUUCUCUCUGAAAAUGUGUUGUUGCUCUGUAAAUGUUCUCACAAAAUAAAAAGACACAAUCACAGUGUGUGUGUUGUCUGGCAAUUUGCCUGAAGGUCAUCCGGAGGUCAUCAGAGGCUAGGAGCUUCAGACACAAAGAAAUCCCCUUCAACAGCGGAGAAGCGUUCGGUCUGACCUGCUGCCUUCUGAGCCCCAGAGAGCUCCAGAGCAAUAGCAGCUCCCGCUCCAAGUGAGGAAGAAAACAGUGAAGUCCGAUUGAUAGAAAAAGAAUCCUUUAUUUGUUCACACAGCGUCUUUGUUAAUAAAACUUC